Panthera uncia (snow leopard) is the source of this 462-nucleotide messenger RNA. Its product is annotated as trefoil factor 1-like. Gene Ontology annotation, biological process: maintenance of gastrointestinal epithelium. NCBI's taxonomy places the organism in Eukaryota, Metazoa, Chordata, Mammalia, Carnivora, Felidae. Bases 66 to 311 code for a protein of 81 amino acids. The transcript has 3 exons. The record is from RefSeq and is a predicted model, not a curated record.
CCUGGACGGGUUCUCAUCCCUGACUCGUGGUCUCCAGUAGAGCAGAGAGGAAGGUCACGGCCGCCAUGGAGCCCAGGGUUCUCUGCGUCCUGCUGUUGGUGUCCACACUGGCCCUCAGUUCCUUGGCCCAGGGCCAGCUGGAGACGUGCGUCGUGGAUCCUCACAAGAGGACGAACUGUGGCUCCCCGGGAAUCACGCCCUCCCAGUGCAAAGAUAAGGGCUGCUGCUUCGACGACACUGUGCGUGGAGUCCCGUGGUGCUUCUUCCCCGUGGCCGUGGACAACCCGCCCGAAGAGGAGUGCUCCUUCUAGACGCGCUUCGGCUGAGCCUCGCCAGGAGCGGCCAUGGCCUCCCCGGUGGCCGGGAGCCCAGCCCUCGGGGCCUCCGCACCUGCACCAGCGCUCACGGCGUGGACGGACUCACACACUCCCCUGCUCGAAAUUGGCUUAAAGAUUAAAAGAC